Molecule: messenger RNA, 832 nt
Organism: Amyelois transitella
Lineage: Eukaryota; Metazoa; Arthropoda; Insecta; Lepidoptera; Pyralidae
Exons: 4
Coding region: 112-657 (181 amino acids)
Biological process (GO): maturation of SSU-rRNA from tricistronic rRNA transcript (SSU-rRNA, 5.8S rRNA, LSU-rRNA)
Cellular component (GO): nucleus
Source: RefSeq, a predicted model, not a curated record
UCUCUGACAUCUCUGUGACAUUCCCAUAUUGAGGUUAUAAAAAUGUGAUGCGAGAUCUCCGAAGGCAAACAGUAAAUUAGUUUUUAAAAUCAUAAAUAAAUUCCUUCAAUCAUGUUGUACGAUGAUUUUAAACCUAUUGUUGACCUGGUGUUAAAUAAUUGGACAGCGUUACAACUUGCCGUUGAACAUGGAAUGGGUGCUCCAGGCGGGGAAAAGACAGCACAGUUGAUGUCUGUGUACAUAGCUCGAUAUUGUGUUGAAAAUAUUGCCGACAAAGAUGAGCUAACUGAAGUUAUUGAAGAUCUAAUGGAUGAAGAGUUUGAUACAGUUUGCCAUGAUAAUUCUCCAAAAGAGAUAGCAACAUUACUAUUAUUAUUUCUUGGUAUGCUAAAGGAAGGCCGACAUGACGAACUACGAGCUAGGAUUGAAGCCAUGCCAAAGUGUCAGAAAUGGCUAAGCCAGCCCAUACAUGAGUCUGUACCUCCUCAGUGUCACGGCAACCCAGAUGAUGAUACCACAAGCAGUAGUGGAGAAGAAGACAUAGCAGAUCAACCAAUAGGAGAAGCUUCAUCAUCCCACCAAAGUCAAGAACCGGAGCCGAUGGACGAGGAUUUAGGACCAGGCUGGACGGUAGUGCGAACUAGAAGGAAGAAAUAGGCAGGGAUUAUAGAUAUAUAAUUUGUCAUGUUUUAUAGUAAGUAAGGUAAUAAGACGGGCCGUAAAAAAUAUAAUGUGCCACUGGUCAUUUGGUUUUCUCUACUGUACAAAUCUAUACUAAUAUUAUAAAGCUGAAGAGUUUAUUUGUUUGUUUCUUUGAACGCGCCAAUCUCAG